AGUCACUGUUGCAGAUUAUCCUCCAUCUGGAUGCGAGCCUGACCCCUUUGAAGUCCCUCUAAUGAAGAGAGAGCCGCAUCUCUCCAGCUUGAUAAGACAUCCCGAAACGGUCGGCGCAGCGUCCCGCGGAGAGUUUGCAGGCUAACGGCUUAAACACAAACUUUGACACUGUUCUCACUUUCUGGGAAAAAAGGCAGCUUUUGUGUAACCUUUUUACAAAGUGGGCUAAUCUAAUAUUAAGGAGGGAAAAGCUGUGCUGGCCUCGGGCGCUUGAGAUUUUUUGGACAGCCAAAGCAUGAAGUUUCAGUGGGUUUGCGUGUCUCUCCUGGGUUUCGCCUUAUUCUUUGGGGAAUAUCGAGGGUCUGAAGUGAAGUUCAGCCGGCUGGAUCGCUGGGUCAAGACCGGUUUUCAGUACUUGAAACUGAACCUGUGCCGGCGAGUGUCUUUGUCGGAGAGUGAGUGCAAACGAUUGUCUCACCUCCACCUAAGCUCCGUGGCCGUUUAUGUGUCUGAGUACAACUCGGAAAAAGUGUUGGCGAUCCUGCCCGAUUCUUACUCUGUCGAGGUUCCAGCGCCCAAACAGAACACUUAUUCCGUAGGUUCUGCCGUGAAGGACGGGAAGCGAAGUCAAGAGUUCUUCACCGGCGCAGCCACUCAUGAUGCCGUGCUUGUGCUGGACCCAAGUCCCGGAGAAAGUUUCGGACACCCGAUUGUGCUUUUCUACGUGGACUUUAACGUGACCAAGAAGAGAUGUGGACACAUGGAUGGAAUAUACCUGGGUGAGGAGUGUCUGACUCUGGCUCUGAAGACACGCUGUGUGAACCAACUGAAGCGCCAGCGUAGCCGUAGCGACCGCCUGGUGGGGCGCAGCCGCAUGCAGAGGGGUGCCAGCAUCGCUGCCUCGGGAGGGUCACGCCCGUCCAGGAUGGAGCGCAGCGGGGGCGUGUGCGAGAUCCACUUCCUGCCCCUGGUGGUUGGUGUCAGGGAUGGCAACCGAACCCAGCGGCUGCGAUGUGUGGAUCACCCGGACUUUGCUCCAUGCCCCCAGCCCCUGCCCCAGAUGGGCCCGAGUGUGCCACUGUCCAGCUGUGAGCUCAGUAAGAACACGCGCCGCUGCCACCAGCAGAGCCUGGCCUCUCACCUGUCCUGCCGCCUCUACCAGACCUGCGACCACGCCGUGCUCCUGUCAGGUGGCUGGCAGGCCCAGAUCACAUACCAGCGCCAUGCUCAGAACCUGCAGCUCUUUCACAAGAUGCUACGCAAUAAUGGCUUCCAGAAGGACCACAUCAAAACGUUCUUCGCGGGGAACGGACAGAUCGCAGCUAAGGAGACGGAGGGCAUGUACCCAGCCACGGAGAAGGAGGCCAUUAGGAACCACAUCGCCUACAUCUGCCGCAAGCAACACUGCGCGGACACCCUGGUGCUCUACCUCAACAGUCCCACCUGGAACGACGGAACCAUGCUGCUCUGGGACAGGAACCACAACGGCAUUGCAGAGCUGAAGGAGCGCUACUCGGUGGGCGAGCUGCUGGCCGACCUGGCAGGGUGCCGUGCACAGCGCGUGCUGCUGUUCGUGGAGCAGAGCUACAGCGGCGCCUUGAGCAAACGGCUGCGCAGUUCCAGGAAGCACCAGAAUGUGGCGCUGCUGAGCUCACUGCCCUGGGUGGCCGCUGCACAGGCCUGGGCCUCCCUGCUGCCCUCACAGUGCCUCAGAGACCACCUCACCAAGAGUGCUGCGAUGCCUCGUAUGAGCGAGUGGACGCUGGGGCUGCUGAACGUCACCCUGGUGGGGGCUCCGUGCAACGCCACGCCCCCUCUCACGGACGCCGAGAUGCGGAGAGAGUACAUGGGCUGCCAGAACCUGCCCACCGCCCUCUGGCACCAGGGUCAUCGCCGCGGCAACUGAGACCAGACCUGGAUGCCUGAUGAUUAAUACAUGACACACGUGACACAUCCACACACACACUCACAUUUACUGACGUAUUCAAACAAAGUCACAUUUGAACUCAUACAAACGUUGGCACAUAUACAAACAGAGAGAUUAUAUACAUUCAUAGCACAACAGGCAUGUGUGUAGUUUCACACGCACACAUACACAGACAAGGCCAUACACACACUACACACUCAGUGGCACAUAUCAAAUCUUGACACACACACAUACCACACCAUAUCACAUUCCAAAACACACACACCAACAGCGACACACACACACACACAGUUCCUAUCAGUUAUGAAACUGUUUCUUCUCUUACGGCUUUCCUCUCUAGUCCCAGUAUUCCCUUUCCUAUAAACAUGUCUAGUUCUGGAUUAUAAAGGGACUUCUACAGCACUUCUAAGUCUAUCCCCCUCCACACACACCCCUACUCCACCCCAAAACUGACCCUCUCUAAAGCCACCAGCCUGGGGAAAUGGGGGCACCAGAAGUUAGUGCUCUACCGAAACAUCUUCCACUCACAUGUACAGACAGGACAAACGCAGUGUAGCAUCUUCCACUCACCAGUGCAGACAGGACAAAUGCAGUGUAGCAUCUUCCACUCACCUGUGCAGACAGGACAAACGCAGUGUAGCAUCUUCCACUCACCUGUGCAGACAGGACAAACACAGUGUAGCAUCUUCCACUCACCUGUGCGGACAGGACAAACACAGUGUAGCAUCUUCCACUCACCUGUGCAGACAGGACAAACACAGUGUAGCAUCUUCCACUCACCUGUGCGGACAGGACAAACACAGUGUAGCAUCUUCCACUCACCUGUGCAGACAGGACAAACGCAGUGUAGCAUCUUCCACUCAAGUGUUCCGUUAGUGUAGCGUCUGCUGCAACAGUUAGCUUCCACCAUAAUGGAAAUGGCUACACCAGACGUGAUAGCGGUGUGUACAUAAAAAAACAAAACAAAAAAAAUGAUAUGCCGCGAAUGGAGCGCUUCAGUUGCAGGCCAGGUGUAGCCUGGGCCUAACACCACCACCCAGAGGGUAGAGAUGGCCCUGAGGGUAGAUCCCUGCUCAGUGGGCUGCGGGAUGUAUCUGCCCCCUUGUCGCACACGGUCCGGUUUCCGUCUUGGUUCUGUAGUCAGGAACGCACGUCCACUUCAGGACGCAGCACCAUCCAUCACGCUCACGGACCACGGGGCAGCAGGACACCACGGACAGCCCCCCCCAAGAUAUGUGUGUGUAAAUGUGGGAGUGUGUAUGUGUGUGGGGGUAGUUGAAUGUGUGUGCAAAUGAGGGUACAUAUACUUGGAUGAACCACAUAUUCUAUGUAAGUGUCUGUGUGUGUUGUCCUCCGUCUGAACCUGUCCUCGUCUCUAGCGGUGAUGCCCAACCCCUCCCCCAAUGUUGGAGGUGCAGGAAGACAUGAGCCUCUCUCUGAGUACACCCUCUCUCUGCGUGCGCACACACACACACACACACACACACAAACACACUUUCCUCAGCACACACACUGAUGCAGUCUGUGAAAAGGUUCAAGAAGGGGACACCAGCAUCCUUGAGAGUGAGAGAGAGAGAGAGAGAAAGAGAGAGAGAGAGAGAGAGAGAGAGAGAGAGAGAGGGAGAGAAUGAGAGAGAGAGAGAGAGAGGAGAGAGAGAGAGAGAGGGAGAA
Alosa sapidissima (American shad) is the source of this 3598-nucleotide messenger RNA. RefSeq lists its product as uncharacterized. Lineage: Eukaryota; Metazoa; Chordata; Actinopteri; Clupeiformes; Clupeidae. The record is from RefSeq and is a predicted model, not a curated record. Bases 296 to 1906 code for a protein of 536 amino acids. The transcript has 7 exons.